Molecule: messenger RNA, 2968 nt
Organism: Priapulus caudatus
Lineage: Eukaryota; Metazoa; Priapulida; Priapulimorpha; Priapulimorphida; Priapulidae
Product: N-acetyltransferase ESCO2-like
Exons: 2
Coding region: 136-2337 (733 amino acids)
Biological process (GO): mitotic sister chromatid cohesion
Cellular component (GO): nucleus; chromatin
Molecular function (GO): protein-lysine-acetyltransferase activity
Source: RefSeq, a predicted model, not a curated record
GCGCGGAAGACCACCUGCGCGCCCGACUGUCCCGCUUUGUCGUUUUAUUGAAUAACUCAUAUAUAAGACUUUCGCAUGUGAGUGAGGUAAAAUACCGUGAGCUUAUCAUCACGUUAGCGCAGGCCUCUGCAGUCAAUGAGUGGGAAACGCGGCAGGUAUCAGUUAGUCAAUGGAAGCCAGAUGCCAACCAAGCAGGAGUUCAGCCCUGUUGGAUUCUACAAAAAGUCGGGUUACUUGAGUCCUCUGGAGCGGGCAUGCCUCAAUAUUCCAAAAGGUGUUCCAUCGCAACACAAGCAGCAGCCAGUGCCUCCCCGAGCUCGCCGGAAGCUAAGCUGUACCAGGUUGAAAAAAGUGAGGGAAGUGUGCAUCCCUGCCAUCACCAGAAACAAGGUGAUGGAUAGUCAGCCAGCACAGUUACCAAGGAAAGCAACCUCUCCUAGGAAAGCAACCUCCCCUAGGAAAGCAACCUCCCCUAGGAAAGCAACCUCCCCUAGGAAAACAACCUCCCCUAGGAAAGCAACCUCUCCUAUGAAAGAAAGCUCUCCUAGGAAAGCAACCUCCCCUAGGAAAACAACCUCCCCUAGGAAAGCAACCUCUCCUAGGAAAGCAACCUCCCCUAGGAAAACAACCUCCCCUAGGAAAACAACCUCCCCUAGGAAAGCAACCUCUCCUAGGAAAGCAACCUCUCCUAAGAAAGAAAGCUCUAGGAAAACAACUUCUCCUGGAAAAGAGACUUCCCCUAAAAAAGAAACUUCCCCCGAGAAAGUAACCUCUCCUAGUAAAGCAACCUCCCCUAGGAAGCCACCUGCUCGUAAUACAAUCUCCCCUGAGAAGUCAACCUUCCCUAGGAAAACAACAUCUCCAAGAAAAGGAACUUCUACUAGGAAUGAAGCCUCUCCCGAGAAAGCUGGUGGCGAAGCAGCCUCUAAGAAUGAAGCCAGUUCUGCACCGGUGACCUCUGCACUUGAAACACCUACCCUUACGCCUUCCAGCCAGAAAAAAUUCUUUAAACAUAAGCAACGUACUUCUCCUAGGAAAGGUUCUCCAAGUAAAGGGUCUCCCCGGAGGCGUGCUGUUGAUAGAUAUGUGGAACAACAGUUGAAAUCUGUUAAGGGGAAAUCAGGUAGCCGGCUGUUAUCGUUGCCAUCCCGAGUAAAGGCGAAUAAGGGUAGGCGUGAUACGGCAGCAGCUAGUCUACUCAAUAAUGUCAGGCGAUCACCCCGAAAGCUCGACAGCCCAGCCGCUGGUGACUCGGCGAGACGAAGCGAGCCUGAGAUGCCUACACCUGCAGCGGUCGUCGAUAACCAUGACUCGAGCGAUCGAGGCGACGAGAUCGCGGGGAGGCGGUCGCCGAGGAAACGCGGCGCCGCAGCCGGCGACGACUCCGAACCCGACGCGAAGAGGACACGGAAAAAGCUGUCUUACAUCGACGCCAGCGAUCCGCCGACCCCGGGUCGCGGCAAGGACGGCGACGUCUGCAAGAGGGUCGAGGUCAAGCUGUUCCCGGUGUUCACCGGCGAGACGCCGCCGCGCCGCACCGGCCGCAUCUCGCUCACCGCGUCGCCAGCGUCGUCCGCCGGCUCCCCGUCGUCGAUCGCGCUCGCCAGCAGGUCGCGCCGCCGUCACCGCGACGGCAACGACGGCCGGGAGCAGCUGGUGAUCGACGCCGGGCAGCGGCGGUUCGGCGCGACGCAGUGUGAUGCCUGCGCGAUGGUGUACACGCACGGCGAGGACGAGGACGAGGCCGCGCACACGCGCUUCCACGAGCGCCACCAGGCGGCGCUGCGCUUCGGCGGCUGGAAGCGCGAGCGCGUCGUGCGCGAGUACCCCGACGGUCGCGUCGUCAUGGUGCUGCCCGACGACCCAGCGUACUGCCAGCGCAAGGUCGACGAUGUGCGCCACCUUGUGGACGCCGACCUCGGCUUCGUCGACGUGAACGGCGGCGCCCUCUCGUCGCGACGUACGCUGCUCUUCGUCGCCGAGCGGCGCGUCAUUGGCUGCUGCGUCGUCGAGGAGACGCAUCGCGGUUACCGGGCGCUCAGCAGUGCGCGGCCGCGCGGCGCGGCGGGCUCGCCUGACGACUCUGCGCAGCGCGUCUGGUUCUGCAGUGCGAAGCCCGAGCCGGCGCGCUGCGGCGUGUCGCGCAUCUGGGUGCACUUGUCGUCGCGGCGACGCGGCAUCGCGACGCGUCUGCUCGACUGCGUGUGUGAGAGCUUUGCGUUCGGCUGCACCCUGCGCCGAGAGGAGCUCGCUUUCUCCGACCCGACACCGGACGGGCGAGAGUUUGCGACCCGCUACAUGGGCACGCCGCACUUCCUAGUGUACAAGUACCAGUGAGUUUGUGUAGGGCUGCGCUGGCAAGCCGCACUCGCUCGUGUACUACUACAAGUACCGCUGAGUAGAAUGCAAACUUCACCUGUCAAAAGACAGAUUUAGAGAGAAAAAAAAGUCAUUGAAUAGUAUCAUUUUUUAGUCCUCUGUGUGAUGUUCAUGGUUUAUUACUUCAUUGUUUGUUUCCAGGUUUCUGUAGAUAACUACAGUAUUAUCGAGUGAUGUAUCCUCACGGACCCUUAGUGGAUAAUAAAGUUUGCUAUCUUGCGUUAUUAAAUCGAAAUAAUAUUCCCUGGUAUACUCUCACAUUUAUUGUAUAAACAACAAUAUGUAAUUAGCGAAGAAUCUAGUGAUAUAGAUGUUAGAUGAUGUAGGAUACCAUUCAAGUUGUUUAUUCGUCUUACCAUUAUUGAAAAUGGUAAGUGUUAGUAUAUAGUAUUUUGUAUUUUUUUUUCAGUAAAAGACAGAUAUAAGACCAGAAAUGUUUUAUAGUUUUGAAUAGUGGUGAAAUGGGACCACAACUGUAUUUGCUAUGAAGACUAAUAUUAGAUUGAGUGUUUUGUCUUAUGUUUGCACUAUCAGUAUGUUGAAAUUUUAUAAUAAGCUAUAGAAAAUAAAAGUAUUUGUAUUACUAAUA